Messenger RNA from Oncorhynchus tshawytscha (Chinook salmon), 3186 nucleotides. RefSeq names its product probable isoprenylcysteine alpha-carbonyl methylesterase ICMEL1. The transcript has 9 exons. Lineage: Eukaryota; Metazoa; Chordata; Actinopteri; Salmoniformes; Salmonidae. The record is from RefSeq and is a predicted model, not a curated record. Bases 422 to 1540 code for a protein of 372 amino acids.
UCAUGUGGCGUACGGCGGACAUCGAAUACCCUAACACCGGGCUCCUGUUGUUAUAAAAUCUGCAAUUAUGAUGAUGGAGAAGAAAAAAAACUGUUUCUUUUCCGAAAUCUGUAAUGACAAGAUAGUACUUCGGAUAGUGAAAUAAUUAGGACGAAUACGAGUUAAAUUGUGACGUAUUUGGGAACAUUUUUCGUUCUGUUUUGAGACGCUUUCCUGCCUUGAUAGAUGAUCAAUGAAGUCGGUCAUUUGGGGAUUCAAAACGAAACUAUUUUCUUACCAUAGUUUGACAUUUUACAAACACCACCCCCCCUUUCUAUUCCUACAUCAAUAGGCCUAAGAAGACACAUUGUAGCCUAGUACAAUACCGCGUCUAAACGGAAACAGUCCCACAGAUACAGCGUCUCAACUUGGAUCACUAAAUAUGAUUGGACUGAAGUACAACAUGUCUCUACCCAUGGCUGCAGGGGCGUUGUUAGUAGGCAUCCCCUACUCCAUCUCUCUCGUAGCCCAGUGGAUGUAUGGCUGGCCUAACAAGCCAGGCUAUAAAAAGUACAUUGAGGCUCUGAAGCCAAGGAGGAUAUACUGUCUGACUAGAGCUGUGCUGGAGAUGCUGAAAUACUUCCAGUACGGAAAACUCUACUUCCAGUGGAAGUCCUGGUACAAGAAUGUAGAAAACCACAAGCAUUAUGAAAAGGGAAUCACGUUUGGGCGUCGUAGUAACAAGCUGGAUUUGUAUUAUUCCCCCACGGUGGGCCAGCCAGGCAGUGGACCGGUGCCUGUGGUAGUGUUUAUAUACGGGGGAGCCUGGGGUUCAGGGGAAAGGUCCAUAUACUGUCUACUGGCCAUGCAGAUGGCUAAGGAGCUCAGCGCAACGGUGAUCUGUCCGGACUAUUGUACAUAUCCAAAGGGUAACGUUUUGUGUAUGGUUCAAGAUAUUGCGGACUGUCUCAUUUGGGCGAGGGACAGCGGCCAUAAAUUCAACUUCGACAAAGAUAACAUUGUGUUAAUGGGCCACUCCGCUGGGGCUCACCUAGCAGCUCUAACCGUGCUGUUCAUGGUCGAAGGACGAGACGAGCUCUUUAUAGAAGCCAAGAAGCAGACAGAGAUCACCAUGGCAAUCAGAGGAGUUACAGGUUUGAGUGGAGUAUACAACAUUGUGGACCACUAUGAACAUGAACAGAUGAGAGCUGUGGAGUAUGUCUCUACGAUGCACAAAGCUAUGAACGGACUGGAGAACUUCCCUUAUUACUCACCAACACACCUACUGAAGAAAUUCAGCGAGGCACAACUGAAAAGAGUUCCACCUUUCUGCUUGCUCCACGGAACCAACGACAUCAUAGUUCCGGUGGAAUCUUCCCAGAGGUUCUCUGAGCUGCUCACGGCCCUGUCAAUCAAGGUGUCCCUGUACCUCAUGCCUAAAAUGGACCACACAGAGAUAGUCACCGAUCUCAUGGCGACAGACAGGCACUUCUACAAAACAGUGUACAGCUGCAUCAAACAGGAGUACAGCAAGUUCAUAGGCCAGGUCUGUGACUGCUGAACGAAACAACUAACACAAUACAUUAUUCAUUCAUGAUGUGCCGUAAUUCUUUUUGUUUACAUCUUUUUUUUCAGUUAAUUAUUAUGAUGAUACCUCGAAUUUACAAGAUUUAGACUUUUCGACAAAAACAAAAAAAUAGUUUUAACUCUCUGUUUUAAAUCUCAAUGAUGCUUUUCUGUGGUGUGUGUUUCAUAAUGGUUCCAUGAUUGUAAACAAGACUGAAUGAUAUUUUAAUUCAAUAAUUCCUGAUCUUUACACAUCAGAUUAUUUUUCAGAGCUGAUAUGAUUGGUCAAAAGAUUAGCCUGUAGAAAGAUCCGAAUUGGUCUCUCAAUUCAAUUCAAUUCAAUUCAAGGGGCUUUAUUGGCAUGGGAAACAUGCGUUAACAUUGCCAAAGCAAGUGAGGUAGAUAAUAUAUAAAGUGAAUCUCUCUCUGUCUAAACAAAGCCCAUGUGUGUCAGACCUCAAAUGCACAUGCCAAAUAAUCGUGCCAGAUUUUUCACCUUUGGGACUAUCCCAUUGGUUCCAUUGUACCAGGCCAACUAAAUCAACUAAAUCAAGUAUUGGAUAUGUAUUUGACUAAGUCUGGUGCGUAUAGAACACUGUAUGAGAUAUCCCAAGGUCCAAUAUAUUCACGGUGCUUCUGCCUCUGCAUUGUUUGUUCAUUGAGGGUUAUAGACUGGGUAUCUGUAAAGCUAUUGAGGAUUAUAGGCUGGGUAUCUGUAAAGCGAUUGAGGGUUAUAGACUGGGUAUCUGUAAAGCUAUUGAGGAUUAUAGGCUGGGUAUCUGUAAAGCUAUUGAGGAUUAUAGGCUGGGUAUCUGUAAAGCUAUUGAGGAUUAUAGGCUGGGUAUCUGUAAAGCUAUUGAGGGUUAUAGGCUGGGUCUCUGUAAAGCUAUUGAGGGUUAUAGGCUGGGUCUCUGUAAAGCACUUUGUGACAACUGCUGAUGUAAAAAAAGAAAAGAAAGAAAGAAGGGCUUUAUAAAAACACAUUUGAUUGAUUUAUUGAUCCAGCUGGAACCUUUUAUAUAGUGUUAGUGUUAACUCCCACUCCGACAGAGUAAUAUGGGCUAGUAUUCAACAAAGCAUUGGCAACAUUCCCGUGGGGAUUAAGACGCCACAUCCUAAAUUGCACCCUAUUCCCUACAUAGUGCACUACUUUUGACCAGAGCCCUAUGGCACCCUAUUCCCUACAUAGUGCACUAAUUUUGACCAGAGCCCUAUGGCACCAUAUUCCCAACAUAGGGCUCUAGUCAAAAGUAGUGCACUAUGGCACCCUAUUCCCUAUAUAGUGCACUACUUUUGACCAGAGCCCUAUGGACAGUGCACUAUAUAGGGGAAAGGGUACCAUUUGGGACAGAACCAAAACAGUUGAGCAGAUCUAUCGUAUAUGUUCUACUGAUAAUCUGUUGCAUUAAUAUGGUCAACCAGGAGAACAUUACAUUUUCAGUUAUAUGGUCAACCAGGAGAACAUUACAUUUUCAGUUGUAUGGUCAACCAGGGCACAUUAGAUUUUCUGUUUAUUAAGUGUUUGAACAACUACAUACUACAUCUGAUCAAAUGUAUUCAUUACAUUACUCUAUUUUGCAUUUUGAAUAUCUGCUCUUAAAAGUUAUGUAUUGAUUUAUUUAAUAAAAGUCUUAAAUUGUG